This is a messenger RNA of Neopsephotus bourkii (Bourke's parrot), 3112 nucleotides long. It is a transcript of the gene SACK1C, whose product is annotated as family with sequence similarity 83 member C. Bases 1237 to 3090 code for a protein of 617 amino acids. Lineage: Eukaryota; Metazoa; Chordata; Aves; Psittaciformes; Psittacidae. Gene Ontology annotation, biological process: epidermal growth factor receptor signaling pathway. The transcript has 4 exons. The record is from RefSeq and is a predicted model, not a curated record.
ACUAAUCAUCCCACUCCAGUUCAUGGAUAGUGAUAAUCCCUUGGGGACAUGAUUCAUCCCAGUUGACUCGAAACUUGGUGUCUGAAUGUGCUGGUUCACACAACGCAGGCUGUCUCUGCAUUGACUGCAGCCCAGUCUGAGAGCAGACAUUUAGCUUUUAGAUGACUUAAUUUAGGCUGUAUGAAUUUAAUUCACAGGGGUUUUGUAACUUGUAGAUAAAAGGCUGGCUGAUUAGAUCAACUAUCCAGCCAGUUCUUCAUUCUCUGGUUAGCCUCUAUGGAGUUUAGUAGCUCGAGGUUAAGUGAGCUGUUUGGGGUAGGAGAGGUCCACACAUUAGUCUGGGGACUCUAAUGUGCCUCUUGUGCACAGGUUUUCAUGUGCUGUAUUCUGUUCUGGGUAGUGUGUUCCUAGCACAGCAUUUUAAAUCCUAUAUUAACAUCUGCCUGUAUUGUUUCUCAGAAUAGCUUCAUGAUGCUUUUGGGAAGGUGAAGUUAACCAUUCCCAGAAUACACAGCAUGUGGAAAGCAUCAUAAUUCUCAUAGCAUCAGGUUCCUAAGUUUGAAUGCUUCUUUCUUGAAGGAUUUCCACAGAGAUGCUAGAAAACCACAUGAGCUAUUGCUCUUGUCACCUGGGGUAUCUAACAACAUGAGCUUCACUUACUGUGAUCCUGUGAUAUGAAAAAAUAUGUUGUUUUGGCUUCUCUGCCAGGUGCCAAGCAGAGCUUGGGCUAAGAAAUGCUGAGGAGUGUUAGCUAUGGCUUAGGGAUGAGUAAGUUUCUUGGCCAAGUCUGAUUACCCACUUGGGAUAUUUGUAUUUCAUUAUAACUGACACUGAGAAUCAUGUUUGAUUUGGAACAAAUUUCAAGCAGGAACAAGUUUCAGCAUCUGCAUUUCCACUGUGAGCACAAUGAGGGACAAAACAGGUUAGAGCCUGCUUGGCCAAGGGUGGGGACCUCUCAGUAGGGAAGGGGAGGGCAGCACAUGAAUCAGUUACAAGGAAAGGGAAGGAGUAGGUUGAGGAGCUGAACUUCCUCCCUUGCAAAAGGGAUACUCUAAGUACCAAGUGUAAGGUGUGUGUCUGAGGAAGCCAAGGACUGAGCUGGGGAAAGCCAGCUCCUCCCACAGAGUGGGAGGCUGUACCUGGUAAUUAACUCCCAAGCAGAGGAGCGGAGCUCAUGCUGAGUCCUGAAGGAACCUGUUGGGAGGAGCUCAGGAGUGCAAGAGGGCCCGAAAGGACAUGGAACCAGACAGGGGACUAUUCCAGCUGGAGAGGCACUUCCUAGCAGCAACUGCUCCAGUCAUGUUCAACUAUCUAGCAGUAGAGGUGAGACCACAGUUCCACCGCAGCUAUGGGGGGCAGCAAGGGGUGUCUGGGCCACUGAAGACCCGCCUGGAGCAGCUGAAGAAGCCAUGGUGGAGGGAACCCACCCCACUGGUGCUCCAGCACAGUGAAACAGCCAGGCUUGCUAUAGAUGCUUUUCUUGAGCAGGGGGAACGUGGCUACCUGAAUGCCAUCACUGAGGAACAGGAGCUGCCUUUUCUUUCCACACUGGACAUGGAAUAUAUGAGCCAUCAGAGAAAUCAAAGCUUUCCAGAUCCCAAUGCAGUGAAAGACAAAGAUGCUGACCCUGGUGAUGUGGACAAUGGAGACAGGUCCUCCCUCAACUCUGAACUAACAUCUGGCACCUACUUUCCACUGAUGUCUGAUGUGCACCCUCCAGAGCUGGAGCUGGGCUGGCCAGGGAUGCCCUUCCUCACAGUUUCUGGCCAGACUCAAGCCACUGUGAUUUUCCAAAGAAACAAAGCCAACAGCAUUAAGGAUUUGCUCAGGUCUCUGAUCAGCCGGGCACGGACGGUGAUAGCAAUUGUGAUGGAUCUGUUUACAGACAUGGAAAUACUGUGUGACCUGCUGGAGGCCUCAAGCAGACGGCAUGUCCCUGUUUACCUGAUCCUGGAUGAAGAGUACUUGAAGCAUUUUGUAGAAAUGUGCAAUAAGAUGGCUCUUACUCAGGACAACUUCCCAAACAUGCGCAUAAGAUGUCUGAGUGGAGACACGUACUACAGCAAAGCAGGCAAGAAAUUUGCAGGCCAGGUUCUGGAGAAGUUUAUCCUGAUUGAUUGUGACCAAGUUCUUGCUGGUACAUACAGUUUCACCUGGCUUUGCAGUCAAGUCCACACUGGCCUGGUGACCCACUUCCGGGGUCAGAUUGUUGCAGAGUUUGAGAAGGAAUUCCGGUACUUGUAUGCAGAGUCCAGAGCAGUGACCAGCUUCUGUGUGCCAGAUCCCGAAACGUGCCCCUCUUCUCAGAACACCUCAAAAGUUGUGAGCUCCCUUUUAAAACCCCCACAGGUGAAUGAUGUUGAAGCCACAAGCCCCUCCAGCAGCCUUUCCAAUGUAAGCAUCAGAAGCAUAAAAGUGUCUCCCUUUCUGAAAAACUCCAACUGCAAUGUGCAGCUGGAAAAGCAAGAUUCGAGCUCAGAUUGUGGUAAUAACAGGGGGAAGGAAGAUGCAUUUCUGAAGCCCACUUGCCCUAAGCAGCAGGGAGAACCACCAGAUUCACCAAACAGUCCUCCAAAUAAAUCCACCCCUGCUUUGUAUCACAAAUCAAAUCUCAUGACAGCAAGGACAUUCCUGCCACCAGAGCUUUCCCCUGCCCUGAGCUCCAAUAAACCUUGUUAUCAAGGGGACAGUACAGCUAACAGCAGCCACUGUUUCCCACCAACACAGGAGCAGUCCCUCCAGUCCCUUUCAGAGGGUGCCAGUAGCAAUGGGACAAGCACGAAGCAGAAAGGGCCUGCUGCUGCCCCCGAGGAACCAACAGCAGAGAACGACAAUACAUUUUAUGGGCUGGAAAGAAGACAGAGUCCUGGACAAGGAAAUUUGGACCUGCUCUCCUCAUACAACCAGCCAAAACGAGAUAAAAAGCCAGGAGUUCCUUGCUAUGAUAAACUCACUGAGGACAUGCUGAUGGAAAAGAACAGUGCAUAUGGGGCCGAGAAAAGAAUGACUCUUGGGCACAGUAAGCUGGAUCUGAUCACCAAGUACAAUAAGUUAAAAUCAAAACACAUACACAGUCGGUUCGAACUCUGACCUGGGUCUUGAGGUGUCCUUU